Podarcis lilfordi (Lilford's wall lizard) is the source of this 3152-nucleotide messenger RNA. NCBI's taxonomy places the organism in Eukaryota, Metazoa, Chordata, Lepidosauria, Squamata, Lacertidae. The record is from the annotation of a GenBank genome assembly.
AUGGAAGGUUUAGACCAUAAGCUAUCCCAGCGCUCUGAGCUGGUGGAGGUAGGUGGAAUCCCUUUGCUCAGUGGUGCCGCAGAAAGAUGGGGUCGCAUAUCAACCUUUAAAGCCCGGGGGGACGACCUUCUCAUUUGCACAUACCCCAAAGCAGGUAAAUCGAAUAAAAGAGAGAUGUGGGGCAUUAGCACAGAGGGCGGGGGCAGGAAUGGUGCUGGGAAGUCGAGGGCUAUUGGCUGAAUGAUGAGGUCUUCUCAGGUCUUCUCUCAACACCUCCUGCCAGGGACCACUUGGACGCAGGAAAUUGUAGACCUGAUCCAGCAUGGAGGGGACCCUCAGAAAUGUGCUCAAGUCCCCAUCUACAAACGGAUGCCCUUCCUAGAGAUGCACAGUCCCUUGUUCUCACGUGAGUAGGAAAGGGAACUGCUUAUGGGAGGUGAUGGCUGAGGGUGGGGUGAAGGGUUUAUCUCAGCUCUGAAUGUUUUUCUUUGGUAUCUCAGGCUUGGAAGAGGCAGAGCUAAUGCCCUCUCCACGUACACUUAAGUCUCACCUCCCGGUCCAGCUCCUGCCGCCCUCCUUUUGGGAACAGAAUUGCAAGGUCAUUACAGGGGGACAACUGGAGGGAGGUUGCUUAGGGGUUAAUCUGAGCCGCGGAUCAACACUGCUUGUUCUCUAUUGCAUUUUUAAUUUUGUGGGUAACAUUUAUUGUAUUAAGGUUCUUAUUGCUGUGAAUCGUUUUGGGAGCCCUUUGAGGCUGAAGGACAAUACUGACAUGUUUUUUAAAUAUAUAAAUGAGCAAGAUCAUCACAAACAAACAACCACACCAUAGGCCAACCCCAACCUCUCUCACCACCAAAGAAACACAAAUGAACAGCAGAGAACCUGCACGAGCAAUGCUGACACAAAACCCUACAUACAUUAAGCAAAAUAGAAACAUCACCACCCGACCCCCACCCCACCCCACCCAUCUUCCCCCCCUAAUGUCUCAACAAAUGAAACUGAUUUGUAAAAAUGUUACAUGGGAAAAAUACGAGAGACAUUACACAUACUUCUGUAAAACAAGAAAAUCUUUUAUUUAUAUAUAUAUAUAUGAGCAAAAACAGCAUGCAUGGAGCUGAGACUCCUGGGCUCACUCUUCUUUGUGAUCUAUUUCUGAAGAUCAUUUAUGUGGCCAGGAAUGCCAAGGAUAACGCAAUCUCCUACUUCCACUUCCAACGUAUGAACGGGAGGAUGCCAGACCCGGGAACAUGGGACGAGUAUCUGGAGAAGUUCAUUGCGGGGAAACGUGAGUAGAGGCAAAAGAUGGGAUAGAGGAGAUGGCACUGGCCCCGGACAGAGUAGUGGGGCCCACCCCAAACGCUCAAGCUCUGUACCUAUGAGAGAAGAGUGGAGCCUAUUGACUGUUGAUCUCCAGGUUCAAGCAACAGUCUCGGCAGUAUGAGGGUACUUACACAAGGCCACCUGGUUUGAGCAGGCAGAGCAAGACAAAUGGAUGCUCUGUGGAUGUGAUGGUCAGCUCCAUGUGGCACUCAUUGUUUCGGCACCAAUCAACCCGAGAUUGAACUUUAAACAGAAGCUGUGCCUCUAACUGAGUAGCUAGCACUGUCUUUAGUGAGAGGACCCCUCCCAUUUAAAGGCGGCCAGGCUGCUUUGACAGAAAUCUAAAGGAGCUGGAGAGGCUGCAGUUCCACUAGGGUUUGUGAGGUGGGGUAGAGUCCAACUACAGUAACAACAUCCUCUCUCUUCAGACCAGAGAGGCACAACAGAGCCGGUUAGCAAGUCUUGGAGAAAAGUAAAUAGAUUUACUUUUCAUUUGCAUUAACUAAACAUUUACAUUAACUAUAAAUACUUCUAGUUAAUGCAUGUGUUACUUUACACCACACAAGGACCCUUUUUUUUCUAACAAUCUAGCCUGUCUCAGCUGAGCAAGGCCCACUAGCAUGUGUGGCAAGGCAAGACCAAGUUCAGACAGGAUGCAAGGGAUUGUAGGGCUCAGGCUGGCUGUGAAGCAAAGGUGUGGCAGGGUUCAAGGUAGAGACACAGUGGGGCUGUGGUCUGGGGAGCACAGAAAUCUGAAGUAGCUCCAGCAAAGAACAAGGGGACACUGAGCCCUUAUACAGUAGUAGCUGCAGGAAGUGUGCCCUAAUUGUUAGCACCACCUUGGCAACAAGAUAUUGCUCUUUGUGAACCUGCAAAGGGGUUGUUGAGUUGUUGUUUUGUUUGCCUUUGAAUUCUGAUGAAAAUGAGCUUAAUAAUCAUAACUGAUUCUCUACCUCUUUACCUCUCUUUGCAGUUCCCUGGGGCUCUUGGUUUGACCACGUUUGUGGCUGGUGGAAAGCUAAGGAUUCUCACCCAAUUCUCUAUCUUUUUUAUGAAGACAUGAAAGAGGUGAGCAGUUUACAUAUGCACUCCUUCCUUUCAGUAAUUUCAACCAGGAAGGAAUUUAUCCGCGAUAAAUGUUCUAAGCAACCACCUGCAUUCAGUGAGCUUCUGAAAAUCAGUGUCCCAAACAAGUGAUAAACACAGUGAGGUUUGUUAUGGCAGCUUUCCGGGCAGAAUCCUCUCCAUCUUUCCCUUCCUAGCACCCAGCCUUAGCAAUUCGGAAAAUAGCUCAGUUCCUGGACCAAGAGCUUUCUGAGCCAGCUUUGAACCGGAUCAUGCAGCACACAGAGUUCAACAGCAUGAAAGUGAAUCCCAUGGCUAAUUACAGCACAAUGCCAACUUACAACCACGCUUUGUCACCCUUCAUGCGAAAAGGUAGGAGUGAAAAGGACAUUUUCCAGCCACAAGUGAUAUGGGAGGAGAGCUAUGUACAGAUCAUACAUUUAAAGCACAUCUCCACUUCCCCAAAACACUGGGAACUGUAGUUUGGAAAGGGUGCUGGGAGUUGGAGCUCUGUAAGGGGUAAACUACGGUUCUCAGGAUUCUUGGGGGAAAGCCUUGGCUGUUAUCAUACCUUUAAAGUAUGUUGUGUAGUAGCAGAAGGGAAACAGCAUGCAUUGAAGGGGGUGUUUUCUAAGCUGUUUCCCUUGCCUGCAGGCACCGUAGGAGACUGGAAAGACUACUUCACAGUGGCUCAAAGUGAACGGCUUGAUGACCUGUGUGCCCAAUUAUUAAGGAGCAGUGGCCUUACCUUCCGCACUCAGCUAUAA